Messenger RNA from Cavia porcellus (domestic guinea pig), 2715 nucleotides. It is a transcript of the gene Zbtb3, whose product is annotated as zinc finger and BTB domain containing 3. Gene Ontology annotation, cellular component: nucleus. The transcript has 2 exons. The record is from RefSeq and is a predicted model, not a curated record. NCBI's taxonomy places the organism in Eukaryota, Metazoa, Chordata, Mammalia, Rodentia, Caviidae. Gene Ontology annotation, biological process: regulation of transcription by RNA polymerase II. Gene Ontology annotation, molecular function: protein binding; DNA-binding transcription factor activity, RNA polymerase II-specific. Bases 831 to 2348 code for a protein of 505 amino acids.
CAUAAGGUGCUGGGCAGACGCUGCUCCUCGGUUGCGUUCGGCUGCAGAGGAGCGCGAAGAAUCCGAGUGUGGAGGCGUGGACACAGCACGAAACACGCUGUCUACUACCCUGUCCGGGUCAGACUGCCUCCCUACUGCCCCAAGCCUGGCCAGGGUCUCUCACCCACGUCUCCAGAAGCAGCCAAGAUUUUCCCUCUUCCGUGCGGGGCACUGCUAGCCCCGACCUCGUGCCUGUCCCAUAGCACGUGCAUGGGUAGCGCACACGCUAAGUGUCUGUUGUCACCGUGCGCCAGAACCACGGCUCCAGUGGGCAGCGCGGCACGUGGACUUAAGAGGCGGACCUCCAGCCGACGAAAGCAGGAGGCACCGCAGGACCGGUCUAGCACCCUGGCCUCCUGUGACCUUGCUGGUGGUCAGUAACCAGGGAUUUGCAACAUCAGACAGAAGGAGAAACUCGGCCAAUCCGUUGGGCGCCGAAGGAAAGUGCACGACAGGAGUGCUAACCAAUCCGGCCCCGAGCUGACUGAGCGACAGCGACGAGCACCCACUCGGAGAUGCAAUACGGAAGCGGGCCAAUCCGUGACGGGGAAGGCGAGUUCGCGCCAAUCCCGGCUGAGAAGGUGGGAAGGGGCAGAGCCCGUCCGAGGGCUGCUCAGUGGUGGGUGAGGGACCAGCUUUCGCUCUAGUUCCCACCCCAGGUUCCCGGAGCCCUUGGAGCGAAGGAAGCAGUGGCCCAGGGGAGUGUCUGAAUCGAGACGAGGAGGCAUCACCGUGGAGGGUGAAGCCACUGGUAGGGACCUUUCGGGGGUGCCUUCCCUUCGUGGGGUGCUAUGGAGUUUCCAGAACACAGCCAACAGUUGCUGCAGAGCCUUCGGGAGCAGCGGUCCCAGGGCUUCCUCUGUGACUGCACGGUGAUGGUGGGUAGCACCCAGUUCCUGGCCCACCGGGCUGUGCUGGCCUCCUGUAGCCCCUUCUUCCAGCUUUUCUACAAGGAGCGGGAACUGGACAAGAGAGAUCUGGUGUGUAUUCACAACGAGAUUGUCACAGCCCCAGCCUUUGGUCUGCUGCUGGACUUCAUGUAUGCCGGCCAACUAGCCCUACGGGGUGACACUCCCCUGGAGGAUGUGCUGGCGGCUGCCAGCUACCUGCACAUGAAUGAUAUAGUCAAGGUGUGUAAACAGAGGCUGCAAGCCCGGGCCUUGGCAGAGGCUGAUAGCACGAAGAAAGAGGAGGAAGCCGGUUCACAGCCCCCUGGCUUGGAGUUUCUGCCCAGCACUUCCCAUGGUUCUCAGCCAUCACUGGGGUCCUCUGAAACAACGUCAGGCCAGUGGGGCAAGGAGGAAUGGAAGAGCCCAGCUGCUCCCUUACCUGCUGUGUGUCCUCCAGAGGAUCCACCUGUAUCUGGUGGCGCGGACACCACACAGCCUGGUAUGGAGGUAGACUCGACACACCUUCGGACAGCGCCCCCACCAGGAGCAGAUGGCUCAGCAUCUCUGGCCAGCCCUAGUAGCUCCACAGAGGCUCUUCCUGCAAAUUACUUCCCUUCUGGCCUCCCUGCAGCUACCGUGGAGCCCUUGACUCCCCUUGGGGUGGUGGAGCCCCGGGACCCUGGAGGACCACUGCAAAGCUUCUACCCUGCAGCUCCAACCCCAGUUCCAGUUGAAGCAGAGCUGGUCCAGGUGAAAGUAGAAGCCAUUGUGAUCUCUGAUGAGGAGACAGAAGUGACUGAGGAGCAGCCUCAGGGUCAUGAGAGUCCCUUCCCACCCAUUGGAGCGCUGUUUGGAGGACAGCCUGCCCAGACUGCCCAACCGCAGGUGUUUGAAGAGCCUGGAGGCACAGGCCUGGAGGAGGUGGGGCCAAGUGACCACUUCCUGGCUCCUGAUGCUCACUUGCCCUACCACCUACUGCCAGGAUCUGGGCAGUACCCUCGAGGACUGGUGGCCUCACCCCUCCCUACACCCCCAACCCUGCAGGAGCCACUAUACCCAUCAUCUGAGUACGAAGUGGCCCCAGGAGGUUUUGGUGUCUUUACCGAGGAUGUUCCUACCUGUAAGACCUGUGGGAAGACUUUCUCGUGUUCCUACACACUCAGACGACACGCCACUGUCCACACACGAGAGCGGCCCUAUGAGUGUCGCUACUGCCUGCGCAGCUACACCCAGUCAGGGGACCUCUACCGCCACAUCCGCAAAGCACACAAUGAGGACCUGGCCAAGCGCAGCAGAACUGAUCCAGAAGCUGGUUCUGUUCUGGGGGUGCAGCCCCACCCUGGCUCCCCAAUGGCAGACAAAGGGAGCAGUGGUGGGGGAGGGGUGCCCAAAGAAUUUCUACUUGGUCCUAAAAACUGAUAUCUGGGUAUAGGAACUGUCCCCAGGCCUGCUCUUCUUUGCCUUAGCUGGCAGCAUAGAGGUGGGAGGAGUCUCAUUGCUCCAUUUUUUUGUUGUUUUAUUUCAUUUUUGCAGCAGGGUCCUACUAUACAGUUCAAGCUGGCCUUGAACUCACUAAGUAUCCCAGGCUGGCCUUGAAUUCUCAGCAGUCCUCUUGCUUCACCCAAAGUGGCUCAUCUCAUCACAGAAUGAAGGUUUUGCCAGGCAGAAAGCUCCUGCCUGUGUCUCUUAGCCAGAUAAAGCAGGACUGAGGCAGAGCCUGGGAAACCUCCACAGGUGUAACCACUGCUCCAUGGGCUAGAACAUAAAGCUCGAAUGAAACAACCUC